Tachyglossus aculeatus (Australian echidna) is the source of this 5334-nucleotide messenger RNA. RefSeq names its product transferrin receptor (gene TFRC). Gene Ontology annotation, biological process: transferrin transport; intracellular iron ion homeostasis. Gene Ontology annotation, molecular function: transferrin receptor activity. The record is from RefSeq and is a predicted model, not a curated record. NCBI's taxonomy places the organism in Eukaryota, Metazoa, Chordata, Mammalia, Monotremata, Tachyglossidae. Gene Ontology annotation, cellular component: external side of plasma membrane. The transcript is spliced from 19 exons. The coding region runs from base 109 to 2430 and encodes 773 amino acids.
AGGAGGGCACAUUGCCCCCAUCUCUGUGGGGUGGUGGGCAGGGGGUCGGCUGGGCACCAUUGGAGGCGGCCGAGGAGCCCAAGCAAUCAAGUGGUGUAGCAGCUCAGGAUGAUGGACCAUGCUAGGUCAGCUAUCUCCAAUUUGUUUGGCGGAGAGCCACUGUCAUACACCCGUUUCAGCCUGGCUCGGCAAGUGGAUGGAGACAGCAGUCAUGUGGAAAUGAAACUGGCUGCAGAUGAGGAAGAUGGGGUGGAAAACAGCUCAGGUGACCGAACCACUCGUGGUGUAAAACGGAAAAACAUUCUUGGAAACAUCUGUUUUGGAGUCAUUGCUAUUGCCAUCUUCUUCUUGAUUGGGUUUAUGAUUGGCUACCUGAGUUUCUGCAAGCAAGUGGACCCAAAUGGUGGCUGUUCAAGUUAUUCUGGUGAAGGAUCAGAGAAAAGUGCAGCAGAUGCUUCAGCAGAGCUUCCCUAUGAAGAGCCAGCCGUGGCAUUGCCACCUAGGUUAUACUGGGGUGACCUGAAAGAAAUACUGUCAAAGAAACUGAAUGUUCAGCCCUUUCUCAACACGCUUACAGAGAUCUCUCUCAAGUAUCCUUCACGUGAGGCCGGCUCUCAAGGCGAUGAGAACCUUGGGCACUUCAUUCGUAGUGAAUUCACCAAAUUUAAACUGGAUAAAGUCUGGAGUGAUGAACACUAUGUUAAAGUUCAAGUUAAAGGCAGUGGGGCUCAGAACUCAGUGACACUUGUGAAUGCUGAAGGAAGGUAUCAAGAAUUGCUGGAGGAGCCUGAAGGUUAUGUGGCCUACAGUGCAAAUGCAACAGCUGUUGGUAAACCAGUUUAUGCCAGUUAUGGAUCUAAAAGUGACUUUGCGCUUUUGAAGCAGAGAAAUAUUGCCAUCAAUGGAUCAAUAGUUAUUGUCAAAGCUGGGGCCAUCACUUUUGCUGAGAAGGUUGCUAAUGCCGAGAGCUUCAAAGCAGCAGGUGUUCUGAUAUACCUAGACCGCAAAGAUUUUGAACUUGUUGAAGCUAAAGUGGCAGUCUUUGGACAUGCACACCUAGGAACAGGAGAUCCUUUCACACCUGGCUUUCCUUCUUUCAACCAUACUCAGUUUCCUCCGUCCAAGUCCUCAGGGCUACCUAAUAUUCCCGUCCAAACAAUCUCCAGGAGUGUUGCAGAAACACUACUCAGACAAAUGGAUGGAGAACCGUGUCCUCAACAGUGGGGAGAUGGUCCCACAUGUAAAAUUAACUCACUCAAGGACAACUUUGUGAAACUUGUGGUUAACAACAUGCUGGUGGAAAAGAAAAUCAAUAAUAUCUUUGGCGUUGUCAAGGGUUUUGAUGAACCAGAUCGUUAUGUUGUGGUAGGUGCUCAGAGGGAUGCCUGGGGGCCUGGAGUUGCCAAAUCUGGUGUAGGAACAUCCCUCCUGCUGAAUCUUGCCCGCACCUACUCCGAUAUGGUCCUAACAGGAGGGUACAAACCUAGAAGAAGCAUUGUCUUUGCCAGCUGGAGUGCUGGAGAGUUUGGAUCUGUUGGUGCCACUGAAUGGCUAGAGGGCUACCUUUCUACCCUUCACUUGAAGGCCUUCACGUACAUCAACCUGGAUUCUGCUGUAGUUGGUGAUAGAAACUUCAAAGUUUCUGCCAGUCCUAUGUUGUACACUCUGCUGGAGAAAACUAUGCAAGAGGUAAAAUAUCCAAGUGGAUCUUUUCUCUUCAGAGACACCGACUGGGUAAAGGAAGUUGACCCACUUUCUCUGGAUAAUGCUGCAUUUCCUUUCAUCGCAUAUUCCGGAAUCCCAGCUGUUUCAUUCUCUUUCUGUGGGGAUAAAAAGUACCCAUAUUUGGGCACCAAACUGGAUACUCUGGAUAAGCUGAAGUCCCUCCCCAAUCUGAACAGCUUGAUGCGAGCAGCUGCAGAAGUAGCUGGUCAGAUGAUGAUCAGGCUCACCCAUGACCACGAGUUGUACCUGGACUACGAGAGAUACAACGAAGAGCUGCUUAAAUUCAUCAAGGCGUUUACUCCAUUCAGACAGGAAAUCAAGGCCCUGGGUUUGAGUUUACAGUGGCUGUACUCUGCUCGUGGUGACUUUGUUAGGGCGACUACUGCCCUGACCACUGACUUCCAGAACGCUGAGAGUGAAAACAAGUUCAUUACCCGACUGAUCAAUGACCGCAUCAUGAAAGUGGAAUACUACUUUCUCUCCCCCUAUGUCUCGCCAAAGGAUACUCCCUUCCGUCAUAUCUUCUGGGGCUCAGGCUCUCAUACUCUGUCAGCUCUGAUAGAACAUCUGGAUCUUCUGAAGAGAAAAGAUGACGCCUUCAACGAAACCCUGUUCAGAAACCAAAUGGCCCUCGCUACCUGGACUAUCCAAGGGGUGGCUAACGCUCUAUCUGGUGAUAUUUGGGACAUAGAUAAUGAGUUUUAGUUGAAAUAUGGACUCCUGCGCCAAGAACAGGAACAGGGCAGCUCAGUCCCCAACCACUUUUUUUUUUUUUUUUUUUGAGCUGAAACACUUUUUCCAGUAGAGCUGCAAAAGAUUGAUAACUGACUUGACUUCUGCCCAUUUUGGUACAAGGAUGUUGCAAGGCUGCUGCUGCUGCUCCUAGCACAGUGCAGAUGCAUACAAUGCAGGUAAUUCUACUUCUGGUUUAAUGUUGGUAUUCUUGCUAUACUGAACUCAAAUCAAAAUCACUUGGAAAACUCUGUUAGGUUAUCCUCUCCUGGUCAGCCCGAAAGAUCAAAAGUUACCUCUUUCCUGUUACACUUGAGCAGAGUCUUAGAAAUUUAAGACCUGUGACUUCCUCAGACUUUAGGGCCAGGGUUAACUGUGAUCUCUAAAGGGUAAAUGGGGAUAAGGAUGGCCACUACCAGGGGUACAAAGUGUUGGCCGGUGUCCUGCUCUUUCCCUCUUCAGUUGCCAUUAAGCAGAAUACUGGGUUACAAAAUGUGAACCUCAAUGACAAAUGUCUAACUCUUCUGAACAGACACGUAGUCUUGUCUCAACUACGGAAGAGAAAAGCAACUUUAACUCAGGAAGGAACCAUGGCUUCUCUUCCUGCCAACAAGGUCUGAAAUAAUAGGUGACCCUCAGCUGGUAUAUUAACAACUCGGAAACCCCACAUCAUGAUUAACAACUUGGAAACCCUACAUCGUGGCAGCCUCCAUUGUGUGAGGUAAAGGUUUCAUAAGAAGGUCAUUAAAAGAUCAGAAGCCAGACGUUUUUUUUUUUCUUUGCCUUAAUUUCUAGUCUUCCCUCCCUGCCCCGGCCCCGCAAGAAACUUGGCUUAAGAGAAAGAAAUCCUUUGGACCACACCAGUUUUAUAUCCACCUUUAUUUCAGAUCCUGUUGCUCAGCUUGUCAAAUCCUUAAAAUACACACUUGCCAAACUUUGGCCAAAAUAUUAAAACCUCAUGAGGAAAAUGUUUCCAUCAUUUGGCACUGAGAUAUUUAUUUUGUUUAUUUAUUUAUCAGUGACAGAGUUCACUAUAAAUGGUGUUUCAUUUUUUUAUAGAAGAUAAUUAUCGGAAGCAGUGCCUUCCAUAAUUAUGACAGUUAUACUGUCGUUUUUUUAAUGAAAGCAGCAUCUGCUAUUAAAAGCGAACGGAUACUGGAAGUCUUGCAUUGAGUCUCAAUUUACGGGUCAGCAGUGUCAAACUACUGAGACUAGCCAAGCACAGAAUUUUUUAGCUUGUAAUUCCAGUUGCUUAGGGGAGCAAAAAGUCAAGUAAUCCGACUGGAAGUCGGCUCCUUUGCAACCGAAGAUGCUCCUGCUGGUGCUGUGUUGAGCAUAGCCAGAUGUGAACCCCGGGUUGCCCGUAAAGCGUUGAGUGGGGUGAAACCGCAGCCGACUGGCUGGGGCUAUUUCAGAUCAGUGCAAAAUUUCCAGUACCUAUAUCACGAACCUAAGUCGCAUUAUCGGGAGCAGUGUCUUCCAUAAUGAAUAAAGAACAAGGUAGCUUUUGCCUACCAAGGUGUUUAAUAUCGGAGACAGUGAUCUCCAUAUGUCACACUAAGGGUGUACAUAAUUAUCGGGAACAGUGUUUCCCAUAAUUUUCUUCAUGCAAUGACAUCUGCAAGGCUUGAAGAUCGUUAGUAUCUAACAUGUAUUCUCAGCUUCCUGCAAUUGUCUCUCCGCCCUUUAUUCUCUUGCAGAAGCAUGCUUUUGUAAUCUGCACUCCUCGUAGGCAAGUACUCAACCAUUGUAAAACUAAAACUGUUUCAGAAUUGCUGGGUUUUUCUUUAAUGUGGGAUUUUUCUUUUGUUUCUUUGCACUUGCGUCGCUGUGACUUCUCUAGAUGUUAUGUUGAUCCUGGGAUAGGUAGUACUAUGUUUAUAAUGUAAGCUGUCAGUGAACAAGUUUGCUCCAAUGCUUUCCUUCGCACUUGAAUAUGUUCCUCGUUAAACUGGUUCAGAUGUUUCAAAACUCAGUACUAGCUCCGCAGUGGGGAGGGGACGAGAGAGGCUCACGGCUUCGCUGAAACUUCUCGCCAAACACACAGCGAUGGCGCUUGAAUGGACACCUGAGUCGGCCAAGCCGAUCUCUGACCCCGGGCCUGCGUUACUCUUGGUGAGCCGCUAUUCUAAAACUACCCGGUCAGAAUUGAUCCCAACUAUCCCCUGGAAAGUGACGGAAUCCACAUCUCUUAUGAAAGCUGAAUCCAGAAACUACUAAAUGUCCCUGUUUCCAAUUGGUGCCUCCCCACUGUUGAAUCUUGGAACACAGGGGACUCGACUCUUGGGUGGUGGGCAUUUCAAGGCCCUUGGUGGUCCUUAUGACAAAGGUAGGGCUACCAUUUCAUCCUCUAGACUAGUGAGCGGCCCUGGUUCUAGCUUCCAAGUAGUAGUAGGCAUAUUUUGUCCCCUCAUAGGUGUGACCCGCUCUCAAGGGACCAGCUGCAGAUUGAAAUGAGACGGACUUGCAUGUUCCUGGGUGUAACUCAUGUAGACUCAAUCUCGUCAGGUGGUGAUUGGACUUGAUUUAUUUCUUGCGUUAUGACAAACUGUUACUCAAGCUUCAGCCUUUCCAAUCACAGGGCCUUAGUAUCAGUUGGUGGGCCCUUGUCUCAGCCUCAAGUAUCUUGUGCCUAUCUCUAGCGUGAAUAUCGGUAUUCUCUGCUCAUCCCCCAAAUGAUCCUACCUUUUUAAUACUUAUCCCAUGAUUGUAUCUGCUCUCUAACUUUUGGUGUGUGAUCGUGGGUAUCGUGUAAUAUUCAGCUGUAUCUCUGGAGCACAUAUCCCUGUUCUUGUACCAGUCUUUGGCAGGUAAGUGUGGAACUUUAAGGUUCCUACUUAACCUGUUGUCUGAUUAAAUAAAAAUGCUUGAAAACAA